Molecule: messenger RNA, 5179 nt
Organism: Agelaius phoeniceus (red-winged blackbird)
Lineage: Eukaryota; Metazoa; Chordata; Aves; Passeriformes; Icteridae
Gene: RFX3
Product: regulatory factor X3
Biological process (GO): regulation of transcription by RNA polymerase II
Cellular component (GO): nucleus
Molecular function (GO): DNA-binding transcription factor activity, RNA polymerase II-specific; RNA polymerase II cis-regulatory region sequence-specific DNA binding
Source: RefSeq, a predicted model, not a curated record
AGCGCCGCGCGCCAGCCGUUACCGCAGACCCCGCCCCUUCCGGGGCGCUCGGCCGCGCCGCCGCCCCCGCCUCCCUCCGUCCGCCCGUCGGUCCCUCCCUCCCGCUCCCGCUCUCCUUUUGUGAGUUAUAGCAACCGUUGCCUUGUGAGUCGAGCGCCAUAGUCACCGUAGUCCUGGCGACUGUUACCCAUCAACAACAGCCGCUCCGCUCCCGCUCCUGCUCCUCCUCCUCCUGCCGCUGCUCCGCACCCCCUGCCUCACCGUCACCCACCACAACAACAACAACAACAACCGCAGCCGCCGCCAGCAGCAGCAGCGACAGCGGGAGCGCCGCCGCAGCCCGCCCCGGCACAGUGGCUACAUUUGAAUGCAAAGUGAACUAGAGACAGUUGGAGGGACAAACUGCAGAAACCCAGUCUUAAAUCAGCUUAAACUGCUGUGGAACCCAGCCUUGAAAGGAAAGUUUGAUGUUGACACCUGGUUCUGCAAGAAGAACAAUGAAUUUUUUUUUCAUACAGUAAUUAAUUCCUCCUGUUAUCUAGUGAGAUCACAAUGCAGACAUCAGAGACUGGGGCGGAUACAGGUUCAACUGUGACUUUACAGACAUCUGUGGCUGGCCAGGCAGCAGUUCCCACACAGGUAGUACAGCAAGUACCAGUUCAGCAACAGGUACAGCAAGUACAGACUGUGCAACAGGUACAGCAUGUCUACCCAGCCCAGGUUCAGUAUGUGGAGGGAAGUGACACAGUCUACACUAAUGGAGCUAUCCGAUCAACAACUUAUCCUUACACAGAAACCCAGAUGUACAGUCAAAACACUGGGGGAAAUUAUUUUGAUACUCAAGGAAGUUCUGCACAGGUGACAACAGUGGUCUCGUCUCAUAGCAUGGUGGGCACUGGAGGGAUUCAGAUGGGCGUAACAGGAGGACAACUCAUUAGCAGCUCAGGAGGGACCUAUCUGAUUGGCAAUUCAAUGGAAAAUUCUGGUCAUACAGUGACUCACACAACGCGGGCCUCCCCAGCGACAAUUGAAAUGGCGAUUGAGACACUGCAAAAGUCUGAUGGUCUGUCCACUCACAGAAGCUCUCUUCUCAACAGCCAUCUUCAAUGGCUUUUAGACAACUAUGAAACUGCAGAAGGAGUGAGCCUUCCAAGAAGUACCCUUUACAACCAUUACUUAAGACACUGUCAGGAGCACAAGUUGGAUCCAGUCAAUGCUGCCUCCUUUGGAAAACUCAUACGGUCAAUCUUCAUGGGACUACGCACCAGAAGACUUGGAACUAGGGGGAACUCCAAAUAUCAUUAUUAUGGGAUUCGGGUCAAGCCAGACUCUCCUCUUAAUCGACUACAAGAGGACAUGCAAUAUAUGGCCAUGAGACAACAGCCCAUGCAGCAGAAACAGAGGUAUAAGCCUAUGCAGAAAGUGGAUGGAGUUGCAGAUGGCUUCACAGGAAGUGGUCAACAGACAGGCACAUCUGUUGAACAAACUGUAAUUGCCCAAAGUCAACAUCAUCAACAGUUUCUAGAUGCAUCUCGAGUACUGCCAGAGUUUGGAGAAGUUGAAAUAUCUUCUCUGCCAGAUGGUACUACCUUUGAGGACAUCAAAUCACUACAGAGUCUUUAUCGAGAGCACUGUGAGGCAAUACUGGAUGUGGUUGUUAAUCUUCAAUUCAGCCUGAUAGAAAAAUUGUGGCAAACUUUCUGGCGCUAUUCUCCUUCUGCUCCACCUGAUGGCACUCCUGUUAAUGAACCAAGCAAUCUGAGCGAAAUAGAAAGUCGACUUCCUAAAGCAAAGCUGAUUACUCUGUGCAAGAAUGAGUCUAUUCUGAAAUGGAUGUGUAACUGUGACCAUGUGAUGUACCAGGCUUUGGUGGAGAUUCUCAUUCCUGACGUCCUUAGACCUAUUCCUAGUGCCUUGACCCAAGCCAUUCGCAAUUUUGCAAAAAGCCUUGAAGGCUGGCUUUCAAAUGCCAUGAACAAUAUUCCACAGAGGAUGAUACAAACCAAGGUUGCCGCUGUAAGUGCCUUUGCCCAGACUCUGCGAAGAUACACAUCUCUUAAUCACCUGGCUCAAGCAGCUCGUGCUGUGCUUCAAAAUACUUCUCAAAUCAACCAAAUGCUCAAUGAUCUCAACCGUGUUGAUUUUGCCAAUGUUCAGGAGCAGGCUUCCUGGGUGUGCCAGUGUGAUGACAACAUGGUUCAGAGACUCGAAACAGAUUUCAAGAUGACUCUUCAACAGCAGAGCACUCUGGAGCAGUGGGCUGCCUGGCUUGAUAAUGUAAUGAUGCAAGCAUUGAAACCGUAUGAAGGAAGACCCAGCUUUCCUAAAGCAGCACGGCAAUUUCUGUUAAAAUGGUCUUUCUACAGCUCAAUGGUGAUUCGGGAUUUAACCUUGCGCAGUGCUGCUAGCUUUGGCUCUUUUCAUCUGAUCCGCUUGCUUUACGAUGAAUACAUGUUUUACUUAGUAGAACAUCGUGUUGCUCAGGCAACAGGAGAGACACCUAUUGCAGUUAUGGGAGAGUUUGGUGAUUUAAAUGCUGUGUCCCCUGGAAAUAUGGAUAAAGAUGAGGGCAGCGAAGUUGAAAGUGAAAUAGAUGAAGAGCUGGAAGAAAGUGGAGAGCCACAAGCUAAGAGGGAGAAAACAGAGCUAAACCAGGCAUUCCAGGUGGGCUGCAUGCAGCCAGUGCUUGAGAGUGGAGUACAGCAGAACCUCCUGAACCCAAUUCAUAAUGAGCACAUUGUUGCAACUACUCAGACUAUCAGACAAUGCAGUGCUACUGGAAAUACAUAUACUGCAGUCUAAUGUGAAACUUCCUCUGGCCUCCAACACAUGCCCCAUUGCAUUAGCUGUUUAGGUUUAAUAUGAAAAAGAAAAAAAAAGAGAAUAAGUCUGAAAGUUGACUGUUGUCAAAUAUAACUGUUCUGAUCAUUAUUUUGUUGGAGUUGUUGAAUGGAAUGGGUGUACGUAUUUUGCCAGGUCUGUUUAGAAACAAAUUUUUGUAAACUAAAUCAUUUUACUUUGGCCACUCAAUAUGAAGAGGUUUCUUUGUAUCAAAUGCAAGGAAGAUUUUUGCAAAGUUUAAUGUUAAUGUUUUGUCCUCUUAUAAUAAUUUAAUUUUUUUUCAUCAUUUAAAAAAUAUUUUAAUGUUAAUUAUUAGUUAUUAUGCUGAUUUCAUAUAGAUAGGUUUUUAAUUAGAUGCACUUCUGUGAAAUAUCAAAAGAACUGUUUUCUUUGAUUUACACUGGAGGCAUACUUAUUUGACAGCAGAUGUAUCAAAUUUGUUAUAAAAGGUGCUUUUCAUCGUACUACGAGAAGACACUAUUUUGAUAAAAUUGUGAGUAUUCAGGGGGAUUUUUUGUAAUAAUGCUGGAGGGUUGAGAAGAUCUCCUCGUUUCUUCCUGUGAGGAAGAAGCUGUUUAAAGACAGAAUUGUAUCAGAAUGUGGUAAUCUGUAUGACAUAAAUGUACCUAAUUAUCUGAACAUGAUGUAAACAAUGCAAGCUUCAUUUAAAAUCAACAGUUUCAGAUAUUAUUUGCAUACCAGUUCCUCUGUUUUGAAGACUACUGAUUCUAUAUGUGAGGCCACUGAACUGAUGCUUUUGAUUGUUCAGUGGCACUGUAGUUGUUAGAAACUGAAGCUAAAAAAGAAGUGACUUGAUUAUUGUUAAUUUUAUGUGUAUGUGCUACUUAUGCUGAACUGGACAUACAGGAAAACAUUCCAUUUGGAUGACUUUCUUCUAUUCCAGGUCUUUUCCUACUAGUGGUUCAAUCUGCUGCUCUUAGAAAAGAUGAUUUAUAGAAUGCAAGGAAUGUAGCAACCUGCAUCAUUUUCCUUUCAAAAACAUUUCCUUGUUGUUAAAGUGGAUUUAAAUUUUUACAAAAAUUAGACAAGGCAGUGUAACUGGCACACCUCACUUGUACCUAUUCCCAAUUGUGUAGAAUUUGAAUAGGUGGCUAGAUGGACCAUUGCCAUUUAAGAAUGUACAUCAGGGAUCAUUGUACCUCGGCUAUUACAUGGUGCCUUAAACAGAACUGAAGCUAAGACUUAGUACUUUCUGUUAUUCUUAACUCUUAAAUUAAUUCAACAAGGUGUGCCUGUCAUUUUCAAAUUCCCUAAGAAGUAAGGACAGGUUACACAGCCUUCAAAAGAAUAAAAGGAUUUUUUUAUUAUUAAAUAAUUUUAAUAUCCCUCUUAGAAUGACAAUAGACCUAUUUUUUCUCGUUUCUAGCUGGAUUUCACUUUAAUAGAAAUAAAAUUUGCUUGGGAAUUUGGAAAGCAAAACUAGCUUUAAUACCAACUUCAAAUGUCAAAAUAGAUUGACCAUAGUCCCAAGCAUGAUUAUAUAUUUUCUAAACCCUUGCCUACUUUUAAUUUUAAAAACUAAAAAGAAAUAAAUGAGCAGGUACAUAAUGCAGUGCAUGUUUUCAAUUUCUAUAUUUUGUGGUGUAUCAGCCAGAUAUUACAUUUUAAUGGUUAAAUAAUAUCAGUUUAUAGAGACCAUAUUAAUUGACAUUAAAGAACUCAAGUUUUUCUUCAAAAACAUUUCAUUAUGCAGACACAUGAAUUUACUACACUAAAGUAGAAGAAUUAAAUAAGAAAAAAAAUCCAAAAAGUGAAUGAGAACACAAAAAGAUCAACUUUAUAGGAAAGACUGUGUAAAAAAAAAUAGGAUUCUUUUAUUCUGGUUUAUCUAGUGUGUCUGGAAAUGACUUUAAAGUCAUAUAUACCAAAUGGGAGAAGAGCAUGUAAAAUGGAAGUUUAUUUAUAGCAAACAAGUUUGUUGCUAGAGUUUACAUAUGCUCCAAAUACAGCUGCACAUAAACUAAAUGUCCUAACAUUACUGGUGCACAAAAAAAAAUUUAAUUCCUCUGCAGAAUUGUGAACCCAUCCAGCUCAUUCUGUGUAGGCUUAAUUCCUACCAAGGUCAGUAGAUGGCUUUUGCCUCAGUAAAAAGUAAAAGUGACAUUUAUAUUCAUUAUUUCUAAACUCAUAAAUGCACUGAAUCUCAUUUUAGAUUUUGUUGUCACAUAUAUCACUCAGUGUGUCCUGAUUUUUCCUUAGAAAUCAGCACAUCUGUACCCUUCACCAAAAAUGCUAAAACUAAGCUGUGAUAAAUAUUUACUCCCCUUCAUUGUGCAUUAUAAGAUGUUUACAAGUAAAAUAAAGUGAAAUAAUUCAA